AUGACUGAUCAAGAAUAUAAAAUGAAAACGUUAUGUACUACUAAUACUACUACUACUACUACUACUACUACUACUACUACUACUACUACUACUACUACUACUACUACUACUACUACUACUACUACUACUGCUACUUCUACUACUACUACUACUACUACUGCUACUUCUACUACUACUACUACUACUACUACUACUACUACUACUACUACUACUACUACUACUACUACUACUACUGCUACUUCUACUACUACUACUACUACUACUACUACUACUACUACUACUACUACUACUACUACUACUACUACUACUACUACUACUACUACUACUACUACUACUACUACUACUACUACUACUACUACUACUACUGCUACUUCUACUACUACUACUACUACUACUACUACUACUACUACUACUACUACUACUACUACUACUACUACUACUACUACUACUACUACUACUACUGCUACUUCUACUACUACUACUACUACUAGCUACGAGUAA
Messenger RNA from Schistosoma turkestanicum, 501 nucleotides. Lineage: Eukaryota; Metazoa; Platyhelminthes; Trematoda; Strigeidida; Schistosomatidae. The record is from the annotation of a GenBank genome assembly.